AUGGGAAAGAUUGGGAAAAGCAACUUGAGAUGGUCUCUCAAUGGAAUGAUAGCUCUUGUCACUGGUGGUACUCGCGGAAUAGGCCGAGCAAUUGUGGAGGAAUUGGCUGCAAUAGGUGCUACGGUCCACACUCGUUCAAGAGAGCAAAGGAUACAACUAAUCGAAAAGGUUGCUUCUAUCUUUGAUUCCAAGCUAAACAUUCUUGUGAACAAUCUUUCUUAUCCUCUUCUUAAAGCAUCUGGGAAUGGAAAUGUCGUGUUCAUUUCCUCAGUUGCAGAUCUGUUGAGUGUUGAAAAUUUAUCUGUUUAUGCAGCAACUAAAGCUGCAGUAAAUCAACUCAUAAAGAAUUUGGCUUGUAAAUGGGAUAAAGACAGACAGGCUAUAGCUGUGGAUGAAGGAGUGACUGUUAAUGGGUUUCAACCAAUUUAA
Coffea arabica (coffee) is the source of this 429-nucleotide messenger RNA. RefSeq names its product tropinone reductase homolog At2g29260, chloroplastic-like. Gene Ontology annotation, molecular function: oxidoreductase activity. NCBI's taxonomy places the organism in Eukaryota, Viridiplantae, Streptophyta, Magnoliopsida, Gentianales, Rubiaceae. The record is from RefSeq and is a predicted model, not a curated record.